AUGGGGGAAUUUUCAAAAUCAAUUAAUAAUGGUAGUUCUUGGAUAAGUUUCUUAAAUGAAAUUAAACCUGAAGAUGAUGAAAAAUCAAUUCAAAAUCAAAAUAUAAUUGAUGAAAAUGAAAACUAUAAUUAUUAUUUAAAAAAUACAAAUAGUAAUCAUAGUAAUGGUUAUAGAGAUAUUAGAAAUAGUUUUAUUUUUAAAGAUUUCCCAGAUUCAACAAUAUUUAAUGAAGAAGAAAGAUGUACUAUAUUAAAGUCUAUUCAAGCUAAUCAAACCAAUACACCAACACUUGAAGGAAUAAAGAGUGCAGAGAAUAAUUAUGUUCGUAGACUAGCUUUAAAAAAGAAUAGAUUCAGUUUAGAUAAUCAAGAUUAUAAAGGUUCUUUAAAAUUAAAAAUGGCUUCUGAAGAAAUUGAUAAAUUAAUAUUUUCUUUAAAUACUCCAAGAGUUAAUAAUAGUGAUGAUAAUGAUAAUAAAAAUAAUAGUGAAAAUAAUGAAAAUAAUGAUAGUAUUUUAGAACUUCAAAAACCAACAAUAAAUUCAAUUUUGGAAGAGGAGGAGGAAGAAGAAGGAGGAGUAGAAUUAGAACCUAUAUUUAUCAAACCAAAUGAAAUUGAAACAAUUCCAAAGAAAAGUUUAUCAUUUAUGGAAGAUGAUUUUCUUAAAAAUCUUGAUUUAAUAAAUUGUAGAAUGUUAAUGAAUAAUACAUUUAAAGAGGAUAUAAAACAUGAUGAAGAUGAUUUAAAUAAUAAUAAUAAUAAUAAUAAUAAUAAUAAUAAUAAUAAUAAUAAUAAUAAUAAUGAGGAGAAAUUAGAUAAAAUCAUUGAAGAAGAAGAAGAGGUAGAAUUAGAGAAUGUUAAAGAAUUUGUAUUAAAUAAUCAAAAAGAGGAUAAAAAAGAAGAAACUGAAGAGUUUCUUGAAAUUAAAGAGACUUUUAUGAAAUUAGGAGAAAUAAUACCAGCAAAAAAUGAAAUAAAGAUGGAUCAUCUCAUUGAAUUAUCAAUAGAAUGUGAAAUGUUGGAAGAAUGUCCAAUAUGUUUAAAUGAAAUCGAUUCAAUAAAUGUAUUCAAAUUUAGUCCUUGUUCACAUAGAUAUUGUGUGGACUGUGUAAGAAAAUAUUUCACUGAUUUAAUUUUUAGACAAACUGAAAUCGUCUGUCCACAUCCGAAAUGUGAUAGUGUUGUCCAUGAUUUUAAAAUUAAAGAAGUAGUUGGAUUAACAAUAUUUAAAAAGUUUGAAAUGUAUAAACAUUUGAAAAAUUUAAAGAGUGAUAAUAUAAUAUAUUGUAGAAGUUGUCAAAAUCCAAUUCCAUAUAAAGCAGUAGUGGCUCUUAAUUGUAGCAUUAGUGCAAAUGGAGGUACAAGUAGUAGUAGUGGAAGUAGUGGUAUUAAUAGUAAUGAUGGAGCAACGGAUAAUAAAAAUGGUAGUAUUAAUGGAAUGAGUGUAGUUGUAUGCGAUUCAAAUGGAUGUGGUACAAAACAUUGUAUUGAAUGUUUAUCACUUGAACAUCCAGAUAGAACUUGUAAAGAGAAUCAAAAAAUUAUUCACGAUGCAUUAUCACCAGAGGAAUUGAAAACUUUGAAAUAUUUAGAAUUAAAUCAAAUUAAACAAUGUCCAAAAUGUGGUGUAUUAUGUUCAAAAGCUGAUGGUUGUGAAUACGUUAUGUGUUUAACUUGUAAUUAUCAAUUUUGUUUUUUAUGUUUAGAAGUACAUGAUCAUAAUCUUGCAAAUCAUGUUCAUGGUCCGAAAUAUCAAGAAGAGAUUAUUACAUCAGACAAUCUUUAUGGAAAUUAUUAUAAUAGAGGUUAUCAAAAUGGUAAUAAACAUAAGAAAUUGAAAAAGAUUUGUAAAAAUAUUUUAAUUGGUGCUGGAAUUGUAAUCGCAACUCCAAUUGCCGUAUCAGUAGUUGCUGUGGCUGCAAUACCUUAUGGGGUCUAUUAUCUCGCUAAAAAGAAUGAAGAAAGAAAAAAGAAAAAGAAAACUAAAAAAUUUGAGAGAUGGGCCAAUGGUGAAUAUAAAAGAAGAAAAGAAAUGGGUGUUGAUGUUAGUCCAUAUAUCGAAUUUGCUGCCAAUAACUAUGCUGUAAAUCACAAAGCAAAAUAA
Messenger RNA from Dictyostelium discoideum AX4, 2103 nucleotides. RefSeq lists its product as hypothetical. The transcript has 3 exons. The record is from RefSeq and is a predicted model, not a curated record. Gene Ontology annotation, biological process: protein ubiquitination. The coding region runs from base 1 to 2103 and encodes 700 amino acids. Gene Ontology annotation, molecular function: ubiquitin protein ligase activity; ubiquitin-protein transferase activity; zinc ion binding. NCBI's taxonomy places the organism in Eukaryota, Evosea, Eumycetozoa, Dictyosteliales, Dictyosteliaceae. Gene Ontology annotation, cellular component: membrane; cytoplasm.